Messenger RNA from Mercurialis annua (annual mercury), 1921 nucleotides. Its product is annotated as beta-glucosidase 13-like. The transcript is spliced from 13 exons. Gene Ontology annotation, biological process: carbohydrate metabolic process. The coding region runs from base 96 to 1700 and encodes 534 amino acids. NCBI's taxonomy places the organism in Eukaryota, Viridiplantae, Streptophyta, Magnoliopsida, Malpighiales, Euphorbiaceae. The record is from RefSeq and is a predicted model, not a curated record. Gene Ontology annotation, molecular function: beta-glucosidase activity.
GUGAACAGCUAAACCCUUGGGCUUGGGAAUUGACUAUAUUAAUGGGGUAUUGCCAUGAGAAAUGAACACAGAGCUUGAAAAAAACAAGCAUUAUUAUGGCAGCUAAAAGCUCCCUUUUGUUAGGUGUAGUAGUUCUGCUUUGGCUGGAUUCGAGUGUGUCACAAAAUGAAGAUAAUCCAGACAAAAUUCAUGUGUUUGAUAGUAGUUAUUUUCCAGAUGGGUUUCUUUGGGGGAUUGGCUCCUCUGCUUAUCAGGUUGAAGGCGCAGCAGAGAAACGGGGAGUUAACAUAUGGGAUACAUUUACCCAUGACUAUCCUGAAAGAAUAGCCGAUGGCAGCAAUGGAGAUAUUGCAGCUGAAUUUUAUUAUAAUUAUAAAAAUGAUACCAAAAGAAUGAGUAAACAACUAGGCAUGAAUGCUUUCAGAUUCUCUAUUGCAUGGGCAAGAGUAAUACCUAGUGGGAACAUAAAUGAAGGAGUAAGCGAGGAAGGAAUUGAUUUUUACAACAGAGUCAUCAAUGAAACUAUUAAAAAUGGAAUGGAACCUUUUGUAACUAUAUUUCAUUGGGAUGUUCCUCAAGAACUUGAAGACAAUUAUGGUGGCUUUAGAAGCUACAACAUAGUGUCCGAUUAUAAAGAUUUUGCAGAGCUUUGCUUCCAAAGAUUUGGAGACAGAGUAAAGUAUUGGGUGACUUUUAACGAACCAUAUAUUUUCACUACACAAGGCUAUGAUUCGGGUUGGAUGGCUCCAGGCCGAUGUUCGUCCUGGGUGAGUAGGGCAUGCCCUGCUGGAGACUCAGCAACUGAACCUUACAUGGUGGCUCAUAAUUUACUCCUUGCUCAUGCAGCAGCUGUUGCAACAUAUAGGGAACAGGGGUUUGAUGGCAUGAUUGGCAUAACAAAUGAUGUAACAUGGGUAGAUCCUUAUUCUCAAAGUGUAGAUGAUCACCGAGCAGUUUAUCGAUACCUUGAUUUUGCAUUUGGUUGGUUUAUGGACCCCAUAACUUACGGGCAUUAUCCAAAAAUUAUGCGAGAAAUAGUUGGAGAUCGAUUGCCAGUUUUCAAUAGAAGUGAAUCUAAAUCGUUAAAAGGGUCAUAUGAUUUUAUUGGUAUAAAUUAUUACUCUUCAAAUUAUGCUUCUGCAAAUGUCACCGAGGAUCCUAAUCCAACUCAUAUCAGAUGUACCACUGAUAUGCGAGUUAAUUUGACAGCAUAUAAUAUACACGGACAACCCAUUGGUGUACAGGCUUCUCCACCUUCAAUAUAUGUUGUCCCCCAAGGUCUUGAAAGUGUUUUGAAAUAUACCAAGGAUGUCUACAAGAAUCCAAUUAUUUAUAUAACUGAGAAUGGAGUUGGUGAUAAUUCGGACCUUUCUCCAGAGGAAGCUCUUAAAGAUGUCUGGAGAAUAUCAUAUCAUCACCAACAUUUGUGGAAACUGCUUAGAGCCAUUUGUGAUUAUGGAGUUAGAGUAAAAGGAUAUUUUGGUUGGGCAUUGAUAGAUGAUUUUGAAUGGUCAAAUGGCUAUACUCUAAGAUUUGGUGUGUAUGCUACGGAUACCAAUAAGAAGCUGAAGCGAACUCCAAAACUCUCUGUUAGCUGGUUUAAAGAAUUCUUAACAUAUAAACAUUCAACUGGCGGUCCCAAAUGCAAUACUAUAACUCUUGAUCAUUCUUCUUCUUGGGAGGACGAUGAAGAGCUCUAAAAUAUAUAUAAUGCAUAUUGCCCCCUUUUUUUUUGUAUCUCUCGACUUGUGUAAUCACGGAUUUCCUCCGCCAUAAAUGAGGCUAUUAAUAAAAAUGGGUGACGGUCCCAGGCUUCCUUAAAAAAAAUGCUAUUUAUAUAUUUGAAAGAUGUAAUAAUCUUUGAAAUAUCAAUUAUACCUAUCAUGUUAUUCAUGACUACAAUCAAUUGAAUUUUAUCAUG